Messenger RNA from Liolophura sinensis, 2624 nucleotides. RefSeq lists its product as uncharacterized. Lineage: Eukaryota; Metazoa; Mollusca; Polyplacophora; Chitonida; Chitonidae. The transcript has 11 exons. The record is from RefSeq and is a predicted model, not a curated record. Gene Ontology annotation, molecular function: L-galactose dehydrogenase activity. The coding region runs from base 204 to 1256 and encodes 350 amino acids. Gene Ontology annotation, cellular component: cytosol.
CAUCAUGGCGGACUUUGCAAACCGUGGCGAAGUGACGUGAAUCAUUUCGGUCGGAAAUAAAUAUCUAAAUAGCCUCUAAUUGAGGUAGUGGACAUGUGCACGGUUGAUUUCCUUAGUUAAGUCCAAGAAACUUGAACAUAAGCUGUUAUCAGGGAUAUUGCCACCCAAAGAGCGUAGAGAAGUUGAAGUGGUCAAAUACAACCAUGUCUACCACAUCAAGCUUGCCAGCUACAUACAAGGCUGGAUAUCAUGACGAAGCCGCAGUGAAGAAGAUGGUAUACAGAUCUCUGGGCUCCACAGGCAUGGAUGUGUCCAUACUCAGCUUUGGAGCCUCUGCCUUGGGCAGCGUUUUCAGAGCGACUGAUGACAGCGAAUCCCUCAGAGUAGUGGAGCAUGCUGUGAAGAGUGGCAUUAAUUACAUCGACACUGCGCCCUGGUAUGGCCACGGAAAGUCAGAAUCUGUCCUCGGAAAGGCCCUACAAAACAUCCCCAGGGAGACGUAUUACUUGUCCACCAAGGUGUGCCGUUACUUGCCAGAGACAGCCAAAAUGUUCGACUUUUCGGCUGAGCGCACCAUCCGCAGUGUAGACGAGAGCCUACAACGGCUGGGCCUGGAAUAUGUCGAUGUCAUACAGGUGCACGAUAUGGAGUUUGCUCCCAACCUUGACAUUGUUAUCCAAGAGACAUUGCCUGCCCUUCAGAAGGUCAAGGACUCUGGCAAGGCCAAAUUUAUUGGAAUAACAGGGUACCCACUGGAAAAUUUCAAAACAGUUUUAGAAAGGAGCCAAGUGAAAAUUGACACAAUUCUGACUUACUGCCAUGGGUCAAUGAAUGACAACUCCCUAGUGGAUUAUCUCCCUUACUUCAAGGAGAAAGGUGUUGGGGUUGUCAAUGCAUCACCCAUCAGCAUGGGUCUCCUGUCCAAUCGUGGCCCGCCUUCCUGGCACCCUGCCACAGACGAUAUAAAGGAGGCUUGCAUGAAGGCUGUAGCUUAUUGUCAGAGCAAAGAUGUAGAUAUUUCCAAACUGGCUAUGAAGUUCAUCCUGGAUCAAGAAGACAUUCCAACCACAUUAGUGAGUACUGCAAGCCUUGCUAAUCUGGACAAAAACCUAGCCUCGGUGUUCACAGAGUUGACAGAGCUGGAGAAAUCGACGCUAGAAGAAGUCAUGGACAAGUUUAUGCGGCCAUUGAAGAAUAAGACGUGGGAAGGUGUGGAACUGGAACAGUAUCAAGAAAACUUAAGGAAGGCCCACUAAUGUAACAUACAUGUAGAAAUUUUUUUAUUUAUUUUUUUUUUUACAAGUACUACUGUAAUUAUUCAACCUUUUCGCUUGUUGUUUAUUCAAGCAAAUUCUACCUGUGUUGGCUAUAUAAAUGUAGUUUUGUCUCCAAAAUCAAAUUAAAAAUAUGCAUAAAAUGCAUAAAAAGUUGCUCUUUCAUACAUGUAUGUGAUAAGGUUGAGGAAUUAUGAGAAUGCUGAAAAUACAUGUUGGAAACAAAAAUAUUAGGAUGAUUUUGAAAAGUAUGAAGGGUAUUGACAUUUAUGAACUGGUAUUGAAACUUUUUGUGUGGAUACUUGUGGGGUUAUAUGAGUUUUGUGAAACCACAUGAGUUUAUGGAACUACAUGAGUUUAUGGAACUACACGAGUUUGUGGAACUAUGUGAGUUUAUGAAACCACAUGAGUUUGCGGAACUACGUGAGUUUGUGAAACUACAUGGGUUUUGUGGAACUGCAUGGGUUUUGUGGAAAUACAUGGGUUUUGUGGAACUGCAUGGGUUUUGUGGAACUGCAUGGGUUUUAUGGAGCUAAUUGUUUUGUGUCUUUUUUGUGGGGUGGGGGUUGGGGUUGAGGGUGCUGGUUGGGGUUGAGGAGGUUGGGGGAGAAGAGGAAUAAUGGAUCAAGACGUUGUUGGGCCUGGUGUAUUAUACUUUUUAAAAUUGCUGAGAAAAUGUCUGAAACAUGCAUAGAAAAUUAGCUUUUCAUUCAUGUAUCAGUAAUAAAACCACAAACAAAGCUACGUGUAUAUGAUAAGCCAUUAUUUCUCAGACUUUUAUGAGUUGCAAUCUUUCAUUUGUUUAUUCAGUGUAUUGAGAAGUUUACUUUGCAGUAGGUAUACAUUGUAUUGUAGUCAGUGCUUUAAUAGGAUGCUAGGGGGAAAACCACUGCUACUGGAGCACCUACAAUAAUAGGAGGUCUUAUAUUUGAAUUCUGCUGAAAACUUGAUAAAAGAGGGCUGAAAUAGGCAAGGACCUGUUUUCACUAAAACUUAGUAAUUCUGUUUUGUCGUAUUUUAUUGUAUAUAUCAUUAAUCACCUAUAAUUUUAGGAUUUUUUUCAUUGAAAUAAUCAUUCGGCUGUAUUAUUAAAAGUUGGUAAGGUCUCUGAUUAACGGUAAGAUAACAUAAAACAGGGUGAAUAGGUGGGGAAAAGUCUGUCAUUGAAAUUAUAGGCGCUUUACUGUUUUUAAAGCAGCGUGAUUGCUGAGAAUUGAAAGUAAUCCCAUGCCGUUGAUCUGUGAUGGUAGGUCUGUAUAGCAUUUUGUUUUUCUGUGGGGUUUUUUUGUAAAGGAGUACUUUGGGGGGAGGGGGUGGAUAAAACACAGUAAUUGUUCAGUAGUUCAUACG